UCCCUGAAGGAUACGUAUUGUGGCGUGGAAUCUACUACAAGGCAUUCAACACGCGUAAAAGCUUCAGCGGAGCGGCUGCAACCUGUCGUCAGGACGGUGGUACCCUCACCAUGCCCCGGGACAAGGGGAUCAACAAGCUCCUUACAGCCUUGUCCAAGCCCAUGGACACAUCUGGGGCCUUCUGGAUCGGCCUGCACGAUCAGCGCAAAGAGGGACAGUUUGAGUGGAUAGACGGCGACUCAAUCGGGGAGUACAACUUGUGGAAUCCGGGAGAGCCAAAUAAUGCUAACAGUGGGGAACACUGCGUCCAGACCGUGUAUCCUGAUCCAUUCGGAUGGAAUGACGCCAGUUGCCAACAAUCUCUGCCCUUCAUCUGUCAAAUUGUUACAGGCGCUUUUAAUGAGAAAGGCUACGAAAAGUUGCACGGUAUGUACUACAAGGCGUUUGACGAACCGAAAAGCUUCAUUGGAGCGGCUGCAAUCUGUCGUCUAGACGGUGCUACCCUCGCCAUGCCCCGAGACAAAGAGACCAACGACAUCCUCAACACCUUUUUCCAGUCCGUGAGCGAAUCCGGGGCCUUCUGGAUCGGCCUGCAUGAUCAGCAGGAAGAGGGGCAGUUCGAGUGGCUAGACGGCUACUCACUCGCAGAGUACAACGCGUGGCAUCCGGGAGAGCCAAAUAACUCUCUCGGUGAGGAGGACUGUGCCCAGGCCAUGUUACUGUAUACAGUCGGUACAUUCGGAUGGAAUGACAUUAGUUGCCACCAAGCCCUGCCCUUCAUCUGCCAAAUUCAUCCAGGCUGUCCAGAUGGCUUUACUAAGUUCAGUGGAGCCUGCUUCAAAGCGUACCACCCGAUAGUUUCCUACCACCAGGCGAGACAGUUUUGUGCCAUGAAGGGCGGACUUUUAGCCAUGCCAAAAGACAAGACCACAGACGACUUUCUGUUGCAGUUGAAGAACAAGGCGGAUCGCUGGCACUAUUUCUGGUUUGGUUUGAGCGACGAGAACAGUGAGGGACAAUGGGUCUGGGAAGAUGGGGAAAUUCUCUACCAGGAUACCCCUUGGAGUGACUGGAGGGAGGGAGAACCGAAUAAUCGUUAUGGGGAUGAAGACUGUGCACAUUACAGUCCUCAAGCGUGGCCGGGAUGGAAUGACAUUCUGUGCUCAAGGAAGGUGGCCAAGUUUAUCUGCCAGACAAAAGAAUAUUAAGAUGAGGCCGGAUUAACUGCGGAAGGCGCUACGUCCACUCCAAAGUAAAAAAAAAAAACACUUUAAUAUAAAAAGAUGACAGGGAAAGCUAUGACGGUUGGGUUAUGACCUAAGGCAAUAAAGAAAUUAAGCAAUUGAAUUGAAUUACCAAAUGGUACUGAUGUAGAAAGGUCAGCAUUAAUUUUGCUUACGCUGACUGGUAUUUAUGUUAUUUCAAAUCAAUUCAUUUCAUUUUAUUUACACGGAAGUGGAAUAUGAUGAAUGAUUUAAGGAAGGUCCAUUAUACAAACAUGGGUAUGAUAAUGAGACACAUAAAUAAACAAAGAGCAAGUAUAGAAAUAGUUGGAGUUGGAGGAGUUGACGUUUUUUUAUGACAUAAGGCAGCAUGAUUAAUAUUUGGAGAGACAAUCCUGAUUAUACUAAUGCUUAAAUUUAGCAGUUUUUAGUUGAGUUUCAUAG
Messenger RNA from Branchiostoma floridae (Florida lancelet), 1667 nucleotides. Its product is annotated as macrophage mannose receptor 1-like. The record is from RefSeq and is a predicted model, not a curated record. NCBI's taxonomy places the organism in Eukaryota, Metazoa, Chordata, Leptocardii, Amphioxiformes, Branchiostomatidae. The transcript is spliced from 4 exons. Bases 111 to 1208 code for a protein of 365 amino acids.